This is a messenger RNA of Macaca mulatta (Rhesus monkey), 2287 nucleotides long. The record is from RefSeq and is a predicted model, not a curated record. Lineage: Eukaryota; Metazoa; Chordata; Mammalia; Primates; Cercopithecidae.
CUGCUGAUUUUGGAGUCACUUUAGAGGAAGAAAAGAAGGGCUGGUCCCUGCACAAACGACACAACAAUGUCCAACUCGGAUUACCUUCCCGACUACCCACUCAACUCAGAUUUAGUGAAGAGAUUAAAGUCUGCCCUGGAUGCCAAAGAUGAGGAGAGAGUGGGGGAUUUAAUCUGCACUGAAGUCACGCCCGUGGACGCCGUGAUAGAACUGGCCAAUGACGACUGGAUGAAAGACCCCUCGGCUCAGCUGCCCCCCGGCAUGCUGCUAGGGGACCUGGAGCAUCUGAAGCCCCUCAUGGACCAGUUCUUCCAGGAUGCCAAUGUGGUGUUUGAGAUCAAUAAGGAUGAGAUGGAAUGGCAGGUGAAAUCUCCAGCCACGUUUGGACUGUCAGGCCUCUGGACCCUGGAAUACAAGCGCGAGCUCACCACGCCCCUGUGCAUCGCCGCGGCCCACGGCCACGCCGCCUGCGUGCGAUACCUGCUCGGCCGCGGCGCAGACCCCGACGCCAGCCCCGGCGGCCGCGGCGCCCUGCACGAGGCCUGCCUCGGGGGCCACACCGCCUGCGCCCGCCUGCUGCUGCAGCACCGCGCCGACCCCGACCUGCUCAGCGCAGAGGGCCUGGCGCCUCUGCACCUCUGCCGCACGGUCGCCUCGCUCGGGUAAGGACCUCAGGUCAGGCCCGCGGCGCCCGCCCCACCCCAAGGCCAGACCACUCCCCCAGGCCCCCGACCCCGCCUCCGCCUCCGUCCCAGCCCCCGCCUCCGGACCCAGACCCUGCACCCUUGACUCUGUACACUGGAUCCCCAGGGCCGCAUCCGCCCCGUCCCUACCCUGGCCCCUGCUUCGGGACCCAGAGCCAAGACCCCUGACCCGGGACCCCAGACCCGGCACCUCCCGGCCCUCGUCCCGCGCCCCGGCCCCCGCGGGUUUAAUUAGCGCUUGAUUGCGAGCGCGCGCGGGAGGCGCCACGCCGAGGUAAUGAGCGCGGUGAUCACGGCCCAGCCGCCGGCGCCGGGGAUGCUAAAAGGCCACUGGCGGGGUUGGAGGCUGAAAAAUUAGGGUUUUUAAUGAUAAUUUUAUGCAGAAUAAUUGUCACAGUGUGACAUAAAUGGUUAGCUCCUCGGGCGGGGCUUCCAGGCCCGCUCGGAAACGGAGCUGUGCCGGCCUCUAGGGAGGCCCAGCGGCCGCGCAGCCAGUUCGCGCCCGGGCGCGGGGUCUGGGGGUCCCACAGCCCCCGUCCCUGGAAAGCGCCCUCCCAGCGGGUGCUCCGGGGCUCGGAGAAGAAGCGGGGCCACGUGUCUUUGUACGGGACUCGUGGUGGGGUUUCUCGGCUUGCAUUGUGUCAUCUUGACAUUUCUGUUAGUCAGAAUGCUCCAGCCCCUGCCCUUGGAGUUGUCAUUGCGUGACCUUCUGUCUCUAGGGGAAGAGUAAGGAAAGUCGCCCACGUUUAGCGCUGGGAACCCGUGCGGCUCUCAGAAACCGCGUCGCCCUUGCUGCUUCUCCACCGACUGUCAAAGCUGCUGGAUGUCCUGCCCAGCAGGGGCAGCAAUGCAGGCAGGCGGGGCUACUGGGCACUCAGGGACCCAGCCAGGGGACCCACCUAAGAAAGGUCACCUGAGUUCAGAGGGGGGACUCAGAGGGCCACGUGGACCCCCGCCAGUCUUGUGAAUGAGGAAGGAAACAAGGUUCUAGCAAUGCUCUUUAAAAGCAGCUUUACCGAAGUGUGAUUGACAUUCAGCAAUCCGCACGUGUUUAAGGCGUACAAUUUGAUAAAUUCCUCAGAUUAUACACUCGUGCAACACCCCACAGUCCGUGGAGGGCAGAUAUUUAUCAUUGUCCCUGUGGCCUCGCGGUGCCCACGGUUCUCCCUCCCACUGGCCCCUUCCUUAUUCUCCAUCCCUAGCGUCUUUUAUCUGGCUUCUCUCGCUCGACAUAAUUAUUUUGAGAUUCAUCUAUGUUGCUGUGUGUAUCCAUAGUUCAUUCCUUUUAUUCCUGGGUAGUGGUCCGUGGUAUGGAUGAACCACAGUAUGCUCAUCCAUUCAUAUGUUGGGAAACAUUUGAUUGUUUCCAGUCUGGGUCUUUUACAAAGUUAUCAUGCACAUUUGUGUGCCAGCCUUUGAAUGGGCAUAUGCUUUUAUGUCUUUUGAAUAAAUACCUAGGAUUGGAAUGGCUAGGUCACAUGAUAUGAUUAAGAACAUAACUGUUAGGCUAGGUGCGAUGGCUCAUGCCAGUAAUUUCCACACUUUGGGAGGCCGAGAUAGGCAGAUCACUUGAGUUCAGGAGU